CUAUGGCUACUUCAUCAGCAACUUCUGCUGCAAACUCAACUGGUCAAGUGCUGGGUAUGCCGACCAGUUCACAGUCCAUCUCUAGUACGUCAGGAGCUGGCACUUGUCAGAUGGCGGGCUCGCAGUUCAGCUCGCCGCCUCCACGCACUAGGGAGCAGAUGGAGCUCCUGCAAGUCGAGAGGAUUCGCUUAAGGCUAGAGGAGGACAGAAGUGUCAGACUAGAGGGUAGGGAGGCAGACAAGGCUGCGCGAGAGGAGUUCGAUGACUCGACCCUUAGUCUUGUUGACCACGUUCUUGAGAUGUCUUCCCACUAUAUCAAGAACUUAUUAGCCAGCGAACCUCGCAGAGAGUAUCACACGUUUGAGACAUUCAGCAAGAGGGCCCUAGACUUAGAGGCUACGCUGGCUAGUGCUCAAACCCCUUCUGCGGACGGGAGAAAGAAGAAGACUCCACAAGAGUGGAAGACGAAGGGUAGUCGAUUGAUGAUGGUGGAUUCCGAUGGGAAUCAAACUGAGAUCGAUGAUGUUUCUGAGCUUGUGGAGGGAACAGAGUUAGACGACGAGGAGAGUGAUGAGGGUAGCAACCUCGCCGCGGUAGUGAAGACUAAGGCAGGAGGCCGCGGGAAGGGCGUCAUAGAUCAGUAUGACUUCAAACUAGACUAUGUGAAGGGAGAGUACAACAAGGUUGCAGGUGCGUUGUCUAGAAGGGCAGAUUACCUGGGUGCGUUGAUUUCUGAGUUUGGCCUAUCUGAGGACGUAACUCGAUCCUUGGAGGAAGCCUACAAGGAAGAUCCCAUCACGAUGGACAUCAUCAACAAACUACAGGCUAAAGACAAGGCCACCACUGAUGAGUUUGUGAUGGUGGAUGGGUUGCUCUUUCUUGAGAAGGCAGGGUUUAAGAGAUUAGUUGUUCCAUAUAGGGAAGAUUUGCGUAGUUUGUUUUUAGGAGAAUGCCAUGACGCAACAGGACAUUUCGGCUAUAAGAAGACUAGUGCUAACUUAGUACAGCGAUUUUGGUGGCCUAACAUGUUGGAUGAUGCAAAGAAGUACGUACAGACGUGUCAGGUCUGUCAUCGGGACAAGCCGCGAACUCAAGCUCCGCUUGGGUUACUCAAGCCUCUCCCCAUUCCUGUUGGUCCAGGGCAGAGUAUCUCCAUGGACUUCAUGGACACUCUCGUGACCAGCAAGAAUGGCAAGAGGCACAUAUUUGUCUUAGUGGAUAUGUUCACUAAGUACGCUAGACUAAUCGCCAUGCCAGAGACUGCCAAGACUGAGCACGUUAUCAAGUUGUUCAUGGACAACUGGGUGCGUGACUUUGGACUUCCGAAGACGAUCGUUAGUGACAGAGAUGUGAGAUUCACACGCGAGAUGUGGAAAAAGGCCACUGAACAGAUGGGCAGGCUGGACAAAUGAACCGAGUGGUGCAGCAUCUGCUGAGGCAUUACAUCAAGCCCAGCCAGGAUGACUGGGAUGAGAAAUUACCUCUCAUCGCCAGCCUGUACAAUAAUGUUGUACACAACACCAGAGGCGUCAGUCCUAAUCAACUGCAUCUGGGGUGGAAGCCUAGAUCUGUUCUAGACUUCCUCCUGCCUGAAAACCGAACUGCUGCAAUGCCUGGAACCAUUGAAUUUGGUGUCCAGUAUGAGAAACUGUUGCCGCAGACUGUCGAACACAUCAAGAAAUCUCAAGAAGUCAUGAUUGCUUCUGAGAAUAAACGUCGCCGACAGUC
This is a messenger RNA of Chara braunii, 1728 nucleotides long. Lineage: Eukaryota; Viridiplantae; Streptophyta; Charophyceae; Charales; Characeae. The record is from the annotation of a GenBank genome assembly.